UAUCGUCACCGCCAAAACAACCGUCCAAUAUCUAUCCCAAUCGUCAUACGUCACAAUCAACGAGGGUUCUGAUCGUGUCUUGAUUAGCCUUCGCGUGCGCAAUCUAAUCAAUAUUCAUCAUUGAUCAUCGUGGGUGGCAUUUUUUGAUUGUCGGCGAAGGAUCUAUGAGUGUGAAAUCAGGGUUUAGGGACAAUUUAUUUUUGUCGUAUAAAUGCAUGUGGGAGGGGAUCUAGGGCUUUUAUCGGGCUUGGUGGUGGUGGUCUUGGCGUUGGCGCCGGUGAUCGGAUUUUUUAUUGUUCGCCGGAAAUGGCGACGUGCGAUGGCCAGGAGGGAGGAGAUCAAGCGGCUUUUGGUUUUGGCAUCGGAAGAAGCAGCUAGGGUCGAGCUCGAAGCCACCACUGUGUGUAGCUACGGCUACGCCUUAGACGCCGCGGAGGUAACGGCAUCGGUUUCAAGGCCUGUGCAGUAUCAAUGUGCUGUGUGCUUUUGCCCCACUACUAGGCGUUGCGCCCAGUGUAAAGCUGUUCGAUACUGCUCUGGGAAAUGUCAAAUUAUACAUUGGAGAGAAGGUCACAAGGAAGAAUGCCGCCCUUUUACCACUGCUCACCAGAUCAAUGGUAUGGGAGGUACUUCUAAUCUGAAGGCGUCAAAACUAGAAGAGAAUGAGAGUUCUGGUUAUAGCGUUGAGACUGAAGGGGAACAGCGUGCUAAACCAGUUGAAACCUCCCCUGAAGUGCCCACAUGUUCUAAUGCCAGUCGCUUGGGAUUACCUCAUGGGAAGGAUGAUAUUCAAACUGUGUGUCUGGCAGAUGAUAAAGGGACAAAUUUGACUGGUCACUUAUUACCUAAGGGAUUUUCUGCAUCCGCUACCUCCAGUGAAUCAUCUGUUGAUGCUUCUGUCAGUGAUUCAAAUGAUUCUGAUAGAUCAGAUGAGCAUCAGUCAACUAAUGUUUCUCUGGAGAAGUUUGACUCUAUUUGUGAAAACAUCAAACAAACUAAGCCACCUUUCUCAAAGCACCCCCUUUGGGCCAGCUCUGUAGAUAGUUUUAUCCGUUCAGGUAAGGUUAAUCAAAUCAAACCGAAUUGUAUUGAUGGAGAUAGUCAGUGUGGAUCAUCAAGUUCAUCAGGUUGGAGUGUUGGUGGCUCCCAUGUGUCUUCAUUCUCUGAGCCUUCUACAUCCUCUUCUGGUUUCUGGGAUGGAACUCUUGAAUCCAGUAGGUCCAGAAAUGAUGCCCUUGAUGGUUCUGUUCUGUUUAGUUCCAAUGAGGCUGGUGAUGGCAAUGCAGUUUCUGCUAUGGAUCAUCGUAGUUCUUCGUUUGACUUGGCUGGAAAUGCUGUUUCUGCUGUGGAUGUACAAGGCUUUGGCACCAAAACGUCCAUAUCAGAAAAUGUUCAAUCAAUUAAGUCUGGAAGCAGGGAGCCUACUGAUGGAAUUGCAAAACUGAAAGAAAGAAGUGAAAAUGGUUCAAAGUCCAGGAGAUCACCCUCGUUGAGCUCUAAAAUGUCUAAUCAUAUUGAUGCCGACAUACUGAAAUCCAGUGAACAUAGAUAUUCCUCAUGUAGUGCAUCUUAUGCUUAUCCGACUUCCAGUGCUGAAGGACGUUCACAAAUUAAAGAUGUUUCAAAGGUCAGUCCCUUGCCAUCCUUGAGUGCUGAACGGUCAAAUUACGGGGUUAAUAACACAAGCAGCACUUUACAUACGCUGAAAUCUGAAGAAGUUCGAUCUUUAUCAUCCAAACCUUCUGAUACUCAUUUAUCAUCUACAUGUGGAAGGCAUACAGUUCAGAAUGUGCAAUCUGGGCAAAUUGACCCUGCUUACGAGGGUGCUGCUUGUUCCUCCCAGUUUGCAGGUAAAUACCCAAAUGCUGGAAAUGGCGUGAAAACAUCAAUGAGGAAAGUUGUUGACCAGCUCAGAGCCUCUACAUUAUCACGGUACUAUACCUUAGGGACUGGGAGUGAGAUUGCGGGAAGAUAUAGUAAUAAGGGCCUCUUUCCAUACGAAUUGUUUGUGAAGCUUUAUAACUGGAACAAGGUUGAGCUCCGCCCAUGUGGUCUUACAAACUGUGGGAACAGUUGUUAUGCUAAUGCUGUGCUCCAAUGCUUGGCAUUUACCCCACCUCUCACUGCUUAUUUUCUCCAAGGACUCCAUUCCAAAGCAUGUGAAAAGAAAGAAUGGUGCUUCACCUGUGAGUUUGAAAAGCUGGUUCUCAAGGCAAAGGAUGGUAGUUCCCCACUUACUCCAAUUCGGAUAUUAUCCCAGAUACAAAACGUUGGAAGCCAUCUUGGUAAUGGCAGAGAAGAAGAUGCGCAUGAAUUUUUAAAGUAUGCUAUUGAAGCCAUGCAAUCUGCUUGUUUAAAGGAAGCCGGGGUAAGUGCAUCAGGUUAUUUGGAAGAGUCAACUCUCAUAGGCCUUACAUUUGGGGGCUACCUUAGAUCAAAGAUAAAAUGCAUGAAGUGUGGAGGCAAAUCUGAGCGGUAUGAAAGGAUGAUGGAUCUGACUGUUGAGAUUGAAGGAAAUAUAGGAACCCUCGAAGAGGCUCUAAGACAGUUUACGGGUACCGAGAUUUUAGAUGGCGAAAACAAGUACCAAUGUAGCAGAUGCAAAUCUUAUGAGAAAGCCAAAAAGAAGUUGACAGUACUGGAGGCUCCUAAUGUUCUGACUAUUGCAUUAAAGAGAUUUCAGUUGGGUAAAUUUGGGAAACUCAACAAGUCAAUUCGGUUCCCAGAGAUUCUGGACUUGGCUCCUUAUAUGAGUGGGACGAGUGACAAGUCCCCAGUUUACCGGCUUUUUGGAGUGGUGGUUCACUUGGAUGUCAUGAACGCUGCAUUUUCUGGUCACUAUGUGUGCUAUGUGAAGAAUAUUCAGAACAAGUGGUUCCAGACUGAUGACAGUACAGUCAAAGCUGUGGAACUUGAAAAGGUCUUGACAAAGGGGGCGUACAUGCUUCUUUAUGCUAGGUGCUCGCCACGGGCCCCAAGAGUAAUAAGGAACUUAAUAAUUCCUCGUGAUCCAAGAUAUCCAAAGAAUCCAACAUCGAAGUCAAGAUCCAAUUCUGCAGGCCCAUGGGAUGAUCCUCUGGCUGAUUCGCUGGGUGGUCACAUUCCACAAGGCCAUGCAGGUGUCCAUAUGAUUCAGACGAGUUUGGAAGAGGACUCUUCUAGUGACAUUUCUUCCUCUUUCUUCUCCGAGGCUGGUUCUUGCAGUACCGAGAGCAGCAAUAGGGAUUCCACUGGCAUUGAUGACUACUUUGAUCAAAUAUUUGGUGAUUUGGGAUGCAAUUGGAAUAGCCCUCAUAGGAAUUCCUCAGAUUCUGACACUUCAUCUUCCGCAUCAUCUCCAUCUCCCAUGUACUCAAGGCGUCCACACCCUGCCAACUUGGACUAUAAUGCUUCAAGAUAUCCUGAGACGAGUGGCUCUCGGAUUGAUAGUGCGGAACCAGCUGUGGAUAGUGGUGAUCUUUGGGCAAGACAACCUGGCUGGAGUAGCAAAGUAAGUGUUCCGUAUUCAUAUUCUGACUCAACUAAUCUUAGGAAACUAGUUAGUAGCAGUAGUUGUAGGGAGACCGACUCAAAUAGAUUAGGAUCAGUUUACCCUUUCGGCAACACGAAAUCUGGUGUAUGUUUUAGAAGAUCAACGAGUGGAAGAACGGAUUAAGCAUUCUAUUAAAGAGGUUUUGAGUUAGAGAGAAGGGGGGGAAUAAGAAUUCGGGGUUUGGGAUUAGGGAGUGGUUGUAUGUAUUGUACUCUUGCUGUUGGCUCUGUGUUGAAAAUGAGCCAUCAUUUUGUCACUCUCUUUCCCAUUAUAUAUAGUUAUGUCAUUUUGUAUAAACAUCCAUCUCUAGAGUGUACAGAGGGAUAAAUAUUCCCAAUUGUAGGAGUCUUCAAUGGAACUUGGCUUAUUGUCAAUAUGAAGCGGAUGAUAUACUUUUAUUCGUGGUUACUAUCCUUGAGAAAAAGUUUUAUGUUGAG
Ilex paraguariensis (yerba mate) is the source of this 3969-nucleotide messenger RNA. NCBI's taxonomy places the organism in Eukaryota, Viridiplantae, Streptophyta, Magnoliopsida, Aquifoliales, Aquifoliaceae. The record is from the annotation of a GenBank genome assembly.